Messenger RNA from Phalaenopsis equestris, 1876 nucleotides. Its product is annotated as tubby-like F-box protein 6. Lineage: Eukaryota; Viridiplantae; Streptophyta; Magnoliopsida; Asparagales; Orchidaceae. The coding region runs from base 371 to 1588 and encodes 405 amino acids. The transcript is spliced from 5 exons. The record is from RefSeq and is a predicted model, not a curated record. Gene Ontology annotation, molecular function: protein binding.
ACUCCCUAACCUAUUAUCAUUCGUCGCCGCCCGCACGCCCCUUUCAUUGAAUGUGCUGUAAGAUCUAGUCAUCGUCCAUCUCAUCGUCCCAAUCCCACAAAGUUCUACUCUUCCACUUUCCUCUACUCUCUCCCUCAACAAAUCUACCGAUCCGAUAAUUUCGCCAUCUUAGCCGCCUUCUUCCUUAUCCCCUGCUUUUUUUUCCUUCUUUCGGAGCAUUGUUGAGGCUGCAAACAACAGCCAGAUUGGUGUCCAGUUAUUGCUUCAUAAUGCUGGUUUCAACCGGGAAAGUUAUAUUGCUUGAAUGCUUCUUUAGCACAGAGUUCCACUGUCGCCGAUGAAAUAGUGUAGUUUGUUUUAGCUGGAUUCGAUGUCGUUCCGAAGCAUCAUUCAGGAAAUGCGGGAGGAGAUCGGGAGUGUUUCCAGGAAGGGAUUUCAGAUCAAACUGGGUUAUGGGCUAAGAUCGGGGUCGCACAGGGUUUUGCGUGAUAGGUUAAGAUCGCCACCGAUCGAGGCACUGAAGCAGAGCUGCUGGGCCAAUUUGCCGCCGGAACUCUUGCGAGAUGUUCUGACGCGGAUUGAGGAGGCUCAGGCCUUGUGGCCUCAUAGGAAGGACGUUGUUUCCUGUGCUGGGGUGUGCAGGAGCUGGAGGGAGAUCAUGAAGGAGAUUGUUAAGAGUCCAGCGGUCUCAGGGAAGCUGACGUUCCCAAUAUCUGUGAAACAGCCUGGUCCAAGAGAUUUUCCACUCCAAUGCUUUAUAAAGAGAAAUCAAGCUACUCAGACAUUCUAUCUUUACUUCGGCCUGAGUGAAGUUUUAUCAGAUGAUGGCAAAUUUUUACUUGCUGCACGCAAAUGUCGACAUGCUACCUGCACUGACUAUCUAAUCUCAAUAGAUGCUGAUGACAUGUCGAAAGGAAGUGGUGCUUAUGUUGGGAAGUUGAGAUCAAAUUUUCUGGGCAGAAAAUUUACAGUUUAUGAUUCUCAACCUCCCCCUACUGAAGCCAUGCUCUCAAAAUGUCAUUCCACACGUCUUCUAGGCUCUAAACAAGUCUCUCCAAGGAUCCCUGCUGGAAACUAUCCGGUUGUACACAUUGCUUAUGACUUGAAUGUAUUAGGCUCUCGAUGUCCCAGGAGAAUGCACUGUGUCCUGGAUUCUAUCCCUGCCACUGUAAUGGAACCUGGUGGAGUAGCGCCCAUACAAACUGACUUUCCUCGUAACAGCAUUGAUUCCAUCUCAUCAAUUCCAUUUUUUAGGUUCAAAUCAUCUCGUAUGGAUAACUUCUCUGGCCUUUCAAAUACUCAGCAGGAAGUAAAUUUGAUUUUAAAAAACAAAGCUCCAAGGUGGCACGAACAGCUUCAAUGUUGGUGUCUAAAUUUUCGUGGGCGGGUGACAGUUGCAUCAGUGAAGAAUUUUCAGCUGGUUGCUGAAGAUAAUGGAAUCGACGGGCAGAAUAAUAAUGAUGUGAUUCUCCAGUUUGGGAAGGUUGGGAAGGAUUUGUUCACUAUGGAUUAUCAGUAUCCAAUAUCAGCUUUUCAGGCAUUUUCUAUCUGCCUGAGUAGCUUUGAUACCAAACUAGCCUGCGAGUAAGGGGUGUGUCUGGUUUCCCCUGGAUGCGAUUAUAUAAGUACUUCAUCAUAAUAAAGCAUUAACUGAAGUACAUAGGGAUUUUCAUGUGUCACGAGGUAAUUAUGUUUUGAUUGGAAGUUAAUGUGUUUCACUAUGAUGGAUUGAUAAACAUUCAUUCAUAUUAGAUUGAAGUUAUAAAUGAAUUAUAAGCAGCUUAUAUUAUGAAUUUACAAAAUUCAACCCAAGCCAACUUUGCUUCCCAUUUUGCUUGACCUUUUAAGAGGACUGCUGUUCCAAACUGUCAUUUUA